ACAGUUAUCCCAUGCCUCGCGCGGAUGAGUUGUUUGACCGUCUGGCAGGCAACGGCUUCUUCACGAAGAUGGAUCUUCGUAGCGGUUACCACCAGAUCCGCGUUGCCACAGAGGAUCAACCGAAAACCGCCUUCCGAUCGCGCUUUGGCCACUGAGUUCACGGUGAUGCCAUUCGGCCUCACCAAUGCACCCGCCACCUUCCAGACGGCGAUGAACGACAACUUCAGGGACAUCCUUGAAGAAUACGUUCUUGUAUACCUGGACGACACCCUGGUCUACAGUCGUACCUUAGAAGACCAUCUCAGACACCUCCGCGAUGUCCUACAGCGCUUAUGCAAGCAUGGCUUCUAUGCCAAGCUCAGUAAGUGCCGCUUUGCCCAGUGCAAAGUGGACUUCCUAGGACACCAUGUGUCUGACCAGGGUCUCCACAUGGACGACGCGAAGAUCACCGUUAUUGCAGUGCUAUUGCAGAGUGGCCCUUUCACCACUCAGCCCAUUAAGGGUGAAACGAACCGCGUCGCCGAUGCCUUGUCCCACCGUCCUGAUCACAAUCAGGAACCCAUCCAGCUUGCUGCUAUCUCCAUCACCAUUGUUGAUCAGUCGGUGAUCGAUGCGUAUCACACUCAGUACCGCCACUGCCCUGAUUAUCGCGUCAUCCGCGCAACACUGCGGAGUGGCAAGACCGUUCCUUCCUACUCCCUCGGGGAGAACGGCCUCGUGUACUGGCAUGGCAGAUCUGGUCAGCUAGAACCACGUAUCUGCGUUCCCUCCACCGGGCAGCUCCGCGUCCAGGCUGUAGCAGAGUUCCAUGACCAGGCAGCUGCCGGUCAUAUGGGUUUCCACAAGACGUUGGCUCGUGUUUGCCGCCUAUACGUCUGGCCGAAGUCCAAGGACUUUGUCAAAGCCUACAUCCAGGAGUGUCCUACCUGCCAGGAGGUGAACAGUGCGAACGACCUUCCGUAUGGGUUACUUAAGCCCCUACCCAUACCUGAGGGUCGUUGGCAGUCCAUCUCGAUGGAUUUCAUUGGUCCCCUCCGCCCACCCACUGAGCGCGGUCAUGAUGCUAUCUUGGUCGUCGUCGAUCGCUUCACGAAGCGUGCACGUUUUGUCCCGUGCCACUAUCGCAUUAGCGCUCGUGAGGUCGCCGACAUCGUCUUCGACCGAGUCGUGAGAGAUCACGGCUUACCUCAGAGCAUCAUCUCCGACCGUGACCCGUGCUUUACCAGCACAUUCUGGCGACGCCUACACGAGGUAUACGGAUCCCAGCUCCGCUUCUCAUCGUCUUACCACCCUCAGACGGAUGGUCAAACUGAGGUCACCAACAAAACUCUUGAUACUCGUUGCCCUGCGCUUGACAACUGGAUCGCCCACAUGGCGGCGAUUAUGAAUCGCGCACACGAGAGUUUAGCUGACUCCCAGACUCGCAUGGCCACACGAGCGAACCGAUCACGAAUGGAUCAUCCAUUCAAAGUCGGUGACGAUGUGCUCAUCGACGCAUGCCACUUACAGCUCGAAGCAGAUACGCUUCGCAAGUUCAGGCGUCGUUUCUUCGAUCCAUGCCGCAUCCUUCAGGUCGUCGGUUCUGAUACUGCCGCUAGUCCGGUCAGCUUCCGUGUGAAGCUACCUGAUUACCUUCGACAGACUCGCGUACACAAUGUUUACCACGUCUCCUUGUUGCGUCCUUAUCGCAGACCGUCUGAGCGCUUCGCCGGAUGCCCUUAUGAGCGUCCUCCACCUAUCAUGGUGGACGGUCACGAGGAGUUCGUUGUUUCCGACAUCGUAUCACGCCGAGUUACCGACGAUACCCCUCCACGCAUCGAGUACCUUGUGCGUUGGAAGGGCUACCCUGAUGAGGAGGCUACUUGGGAGCCCCUCGAGCACUUGCAGCACGCCAAGAUGUUGGUGCGUGCAUAUGAUCGUGCUCGUCAUGUUGAGACAUCUGCUUCUACUCAGCCGACUGACCCUCUUCCUCCACCUCCGGCUGAGGAGAUUGCUGAGGACGUGCCCGCUCCCUUUGAGGUCGUUCGUCAUCCGCAGACGGUCGCCUCCGAGCGUCCACAGCGCACUCAUCGUCGCCCUUCGCGUUACGAUGACUGACACUCUUAUCCUCUAUCUUUCCCCACUGA
This is a messenger RNA of Chara braunii, 2126 nucleotides long. NCBI's taxonomy places the organism in Eukaryota, Viridiplantae, Streptophyta, Charophyceae, Charales, Characeae. The record is from the annotation of a GenBank genome assembly.